Mangifera indica (mango) is the source of this 1312-nucleotide messenger RNA. Its product is annotated as protein NETWORKED 3C-like. The transcript has 3 exons. The coding region runs from base 243 to 1118 and encodes 291 amino acids. Lineage: Eukaryota; Viridiplantae; Streptophyta; Magnoliopsida; Sapindales; Anacardiaceae. The record is from RefSeq and is a predicted model, not a curated record. Gene Ontology annotation, molecular function: actin binding.
AAUGCUUUUUAGUGAAAUCCCUAAGUAGUAUCAAUGUUAUCGCACUUGCACAUAAUAUCCAUUGGCCUUUCUUUUUGGUCUCAAGUGAAAACAGCCUGAAUAUUGAUUGAUCUUUGGUGGUGAGAGCACUACAGUGGCUGAGAAUCCAAAGUAGGACAUUAGCUCUUAACGUUCUCUUGAGAUUUGUUUUGUUAUAAUUUUUUUUCGAAGGUGAGAAGAAGAGUAAGAGAAAGAGAGAAAGGAUGGUGGAGAUGAUGGAGAAGAAGGAAACAUCACACUGGUGGUGGUUUGACAGUCACAAGAGCUCCAACCGUUCUCCAUGGCUCCAAACCACUAUUGCUGAGUUAGAUGAGAAGACGAAGGCAAUGCUGAAAUUGAUUGAAGCAGAUGCAGAUUCAUUUUCCAAACGUGCAGAAAUGUUUUACAAGAAACGGCCUGAGCUAAUUUGCAUGGUUGAAGAUUUUUAUCGGGCCUAUCGGUCCUUGGCAGAGCGGCAUGAUCAAGUGAAGUCUGAAACUGGAACUCGUGUCCUAGCAACAUUUGGAUCUCUAUUCUCUUCAAUCAAGCACAAACCACAGGAGCCAUCAAGUGUAAUGGGUCAAACCUACUAUAGCUACUCUGAGACUUCCGAUACAGAGGACUAUGCUGAAUCUGAAGUUGAGAAUCCUGAACAGGAGGGUGAUACUGAAAUCGAAAAUGAGACUGAUGUUGAGGAUCCUGAAGUGGAAAAUGAAACUGAAGUUGAUGAAGAAAUAAAAGAAGAUGAAUAUUCUGAACUGGAACUGGAAAUUCAAGAACCGAAAAAAGCUGCAGUUUCAAGUGAGUUUCAUAAUGAUGAAAUCAGGAUGUUCAGGGAAGAAAUUCAGAGACUGAAAGAGGAGAACAAGAUGUUGGAGGGUCAACUAACGCAGAAGGAUGAAGAGAAGAGAGAAGUGAUUAGACAGCUGAGCCUGACAGUAGGAGUGCUGAAAGAAGAAAAUAUGAAGCUGAGAAAGUAUACAGCUGCUAGAGGCUUCAAGAAAAGUAGCCCGUUUGAGUUCAACAAAUUAAAGGAAGGAUUUUUAGGAAAGUUAUUUAGUGGGUCUUCAAAGUCUCGCGGUAGCGUUUUUCCUCUCUAGUUAUGGGUUGGAUGCCGGGAAAUAGCCUAAUCUGUAGCAUACAGUUUAUAUAGAAUAUAGCUCAAGCUCAAUGUAACUAAGUAUAGAUGUAGUCUUACCUUAUAGUAGGUCCAUUGUUUUUGGUUUACCUUAAAGAUUAUGCCAUCAUGUUUUAAUAUUCAUAAUGAUUUUUUAAAACAUUACCCUAUCAUAAA